CUUCCCGCGUCCCCUGCCCCAGGCGGUCGCCAGCGCAGUCCCCGGCAGCGCCGGCCGAGGCGGCGGGAGAAGCGCAAUCCCCGUGUCCAGCAGGGCAGCACACGGUCACCCGCGCAGAGGACCUGGCCCCAGACCCACGCCGGUCGCCCGUGUGUGUCUGCGCGCCCACACCCCCUUCGCCGCGCGCAACUCCCACGCCCCGGGCCCGCUGCCUGCCGGGCGCCGGAUCCGCCUCCGGGGCUGGACCCAGAGGGUCCUCGGCUGAGUCCCUAGGGCUGCAGCCCCCGCCCUCCCUCCUCCCCGCCCUCCCCCGCCCGCGCUCCUCCCGGUCGCCGCGGCUCCUCCUCCAGAGCUCCCCGCGAGCCGGCGGCGGCGCGGAGCAGGUGCUGACGAAGCCCGCGCAUGCCGCUGCCCGGCCCAAGGCGGUAGCGGCGCCGGGCGCUCCGCCCGCCCCCUCCUCCGGGCCUCACUCGGUCUCCGGCGCGCACGGGGACAUGUCGGUGGUGACGGGCAGCAGUGAGGCGGCCGGUGGGGCCGCCGGCGGCGGCGGCGCGCGGGUUUUCUUCCAGAGCCCCCGGGGCGGCGCCGGCGGCAGCCCAGGCUCGAGCAGCGGUUCGGGCUCCUCCCGGGAGGACUCGGCGCCCGUGGCCACGGCGUCCGCUGCCGGGCACGUUCAGCAGCAGCAGCGGCGCCACCAGCAGGGAAAAGUGACAGUGAAAUACGAUCGCAAAGAGCUUCGGAAGCGGCUCGUGCUAGAGGAGUGGAUCGUGGAGCAGCUGGGACAGCUUUACGGCUGCGAGGAAGAAGAAAUGCCGGAUGUGGAAAUUGACAUUGACGAUCUUCUUGAUGCAGACAGUGAAGAAGAGAGAGCUUUAAAAUUACGGGAAGCUCUCGUAGACUGCUACAAACCAACAGAGGAAUUUAUCAAGGAGCUGCUCUCCCGGAUAAGAGGCAUGAGGAAACUGAGCCCCCCACAGAAGAAGACUGUAUAAUUCCGGACGAGGUGGAGCUCUCCUGGAGACCCAAGAAGGGAUUUCGACUUCACGAAGACUUUUAUUAAAGAAUAGUUGUCCUUAUGAGCAACUUUUUUGGGGGUAGGGAGGGGUGGUAUCUAUUCGACAUUUAUUCAGGAAUGUUACUUUUGUUGUUGUUGUUUUUAAAGGUUUUGAUGGUGUAAUAUUUUAAUAGCAAAGACAUCACCACUCUGGUUUCAGCCCAACCAGGGAUUGACAAACCAGGCAGACACGCAGGGCUGGGCUGGGCCAGGCAUCUUCUUGGAGAAACCAGAUGUUUAGGACCUAACUAUACAGGGAUGAUGGUUUUCUUAGACUUUUUUCUGAAGUUGUACAUUUGACUCAGAAGUUGAAUUUCUCGUGCUUGUAUAUAUCUUCAGGCAACUAAGUUAACAUGUUGAUGUGAGUUUUAUUUCACAUUGAUGGAAUACACUUGUGGUCGUCCUUUCAUUGGAGGUCACGGCACGUAUGUUUUCACGAGGCCACUAGGUAUUCUUCGCGUGAGUGCUGGAGACCUACAACAUUCACUUUAUGCACCAAAGUGAAAGAAUUCAGUGUAUCCGUUAUUUUAAUGAGCUACACUACAACAAUGUGGAGUUGGUCAAGGGCUUAAUUUAUGGACUUUGUAUCAUUUUGUUAAUCGGAUGCUUUGCCAGGUUAUGUACUUAUUGCCUCCUUUGUGGUAUUAUUCGAGUUUGCUGAACCCUUUCUUUGAAUGUUUAUUCAGAUUUCUAGAGAAAUGCCCACGCUACCUGAGUGGUGUUUUGCAGUGGAACGAGGAAGCGCCGUGUAGCAAUUCAUCCUCUGCUUUCAACCAAAUACUAGGUAUUACUCUCUCUCCAUGAAAGCAGGUCAUAAGGAAGUGAGCAGAUUAAGUUUCUUCCUCCUUAGAAGUAGUUCUGGUCACUUGGGUGCCCGGGCAGCAUCAGACCAGGGUGAGGUGAGCUGAGUGAUGAGCAGGUGUAACAGAGAGAAAGCCUCACCUCCUCUCAAGAAGGUGGACACAGGAGCAUUUGCUGGUUUGGAAGCGUGGUGGAGAUUUCAUUUCUGGCUUCUCUCAGUGGCGUGUGGUGAGGACUCUGGCCCUAAUUGUGCACCCUGAUCCCUUUGCUUGGAGCGGAGCCUGGGAUGCCUACCCUGCCCCUCUCAGUUCUAUACCAGAUCCUUGGAGAAGGAUCAAAAUGCAGAUGGCUGUGGGCGGGGUCAAAGGUCAGAGGAGAAACUCUUGCUUUCCUCCAGGAGGUCCCCACUGCCUCCCCACAGAAACCCCCCAUACUGUAAGGUGUCUCUAGGUGACCCUGUCAGAGGACAGGGGUCAGGCAUUUUAUAUCAAGGGUGCUCUGAACAUAUUUUAUUUUUUAAAAGAACUAUGUUUGUGAAUUUUAUGUACACUGGCAAGCUUUUGAAAAUGUAUUUAAUUUUGUAAUGUUUACCAAUGAUUUAUUUACAAGCUAUUUACGCAAAUAAAUGAAGCUGCUUACAA
Globicephala melas (long-finned pilot whale) is the source of this 2496-nucleotide messenger RNA. RefSeq names its product protein phosphatase 1 regulatory inhibitor subunit 14C (gene PPP1R14C). Gene Ontology annotation, biological process: regulation of phosphorylation. Gene Ontology annotation, cellular component: cytoplasm. Lineage: Eukaryota; Metazoa; Chordata; Mammalia; Artiodactyla; Delphinidae. Gene Ontology annotation, molecular function: protein serine/threonine phosphatase inhibitor activity. The record is from RefSeq and is a predicted model, not a curated record.